Molecule: messenger RNA, 3573 nt
Organism: Ostertagia ostertagi
Lineage: Eukaryota; Metazoa; Nematoda; Chromadorea; Rhabditida; Trichostrongylidae
Source: the annotation of a GenBank genome assembly
AUGCGUUCUCUCAGCGAGUUGUUGUCGGAAGCUAAUGUUUAUGCUCAGUCCUUCAAGAUGAUGAGCGAAGUCGAACAAGCGGAAAUUGCAGCCGCAGCACGCGAAAACCGUACUCCUUAUAAUAUCCAAAUGAUCUUUGAGAGGAGCAAUGAGAGAGGAUUAAGGCGUCGUCAAUACGACCUGCCGACGGCGAAUGAAGUUGCAGUUGUGUACGUUGGCGAAAACAACGACGUGCCACCAACGAGGAGCUUAGCCGUGCACCUCCGAAAUGCCUCAGGAGAACAACUCCAGAAUAUAAGCGAUAUUGACAAGAUAUGCGACCCUCUCACUUAUCCACUCCUCUUCCCUACUGGAAAUGGCGGAUGGGAGCCAACCAUGACCAAUGACAAUGGAUAUCGGAUUUCACAGAGAGAGUACUAUUCGUAUCUGCUGUCGGUAAGAGAUAACUUCAACCCUAUUCUGUACGCUGGAAAACUCUUCCAGCAAUUUGCCGUUGACGCUUAUGUCAAAAUAGAGCAGAAUCGGCUUAAUUUCGCGAGAAGAAAUCAACUGAGACUGCGCUCCGACUCUUAUAGAGGUCUGCAGGACUAUCUUGCCGGUGAGGAUGUCACCGGUCCACCGGGAGCCCGUGUCGUUUUGCCGUCAUCCUAUUUCGGUGGACCGCGCUCCAUGCAACAGUCAUAUCAGGACGCAAUGGCUAUAGUUGCACGUUAUGGGAAACCUACAUAUUUUCUGACAAUGACGUGCAAUCCGCAAUGGAAGGAGAUCCAAGAAAACCUCUUCAGUGGCCAAUCAGCGUCGGAUCGUCCUGAUGUGGUAGCGCGGGUUUUCAACGCCAAGGUACAAGAACUUUGUGUCGAUCUCUUCAAAAAACAUGUUCUUGGAGAAGUACAAGCCUACGUGUACGUUAUCGAAUUCCAAAAACGAGGCCUUCCACAUUGUCACAUGCUUCUCAUAAUGAAAGAAGAUUGGAAAGUGCGGACGGCGGACGAUGUGGACAGAUCUAUUUGUGCGGAAAUCCCAAACUCUGCAGAAGAACCCGCACUUCAUGCUGCAGUGACGUCCUUCAUGAUACACAGGCGAUGUGGACAGGUGGACUCUCCAUGCACGCUUCCUAAUGGAACCUGUUCAAAAAGGUUUCCUAAGCAAAUAAGGGAAAGAACUUCGGUGGACGUGGACGGAUACCCAAACUAUCGACGGCGCAACCUGAAUCCUUUCGAAAGUAAUGGUGUAUUAUACGGCGACCAGUGGGUUGUUCCAUCAAACCCGUACCUUCUCACAAAAUUUGAUUGCCACGUGAAUUUGGAGGUUUGUGGCAUGAUAUCAGCAGUGAAGUACCUCUACAAGUAUGUCUACAAGGGUCCGGACCGUGCUCGAAUCAACAUCGAAGGCAACCAAGACGGUAACGAAACAACUAAUGUUGACGAAAUUAAGCAACAUUUGAAUACUCGCUAUGUGUGUGCCCCUGAGAGCAUGUACAGGAUCUACAGUUUUGAGAUGCAGGAUAAGUCGCACACGAUCGUCAGGCUCGCUGUUCACUUACCUGAUUACCAAACGGUUCUAUUUGUGCAAGGAAGAGAGCAACAAUACCUUGAUCAUGCACGCCAAUCAUAUACAACUCUUACGGCAUACUUCGAGCUCAACAGGCACUAUGCCCAAAUUGGUGAAAACGAACACCGCGACAUUGCGACGGAUCCUAGGGAGCUUUAUUACUAUCAACUUCCUGAAUAUUUCACAUUCAAGCCACGUAGUGGUUGGAAAGCGAGAACACGGUCUGGAAAGUUUAUUGGGAGAAUGUACACCGUUUCGCCUCGAGACACCGAACGAUAUUGCCUCCGAAUUUUGCUACUGAACACGAAAGGGAGAAUAUCCUUUGAGGACCUACGAACUGUGGACGGCGUUGCAUAUGAUACGUUUGCAGAGGCAGCCAGACAUGCAGGAUUCCUAGACGACGACAGAUACUUUCGGCAAAGCUUGCAAGAAGCAGCACAGUACCAGUCAGCGACAUGCCUCCGGAGUUUUUUUGCAUGCUUACUCUGCUUUUCUGAAGUGGUUCACGCACAGGAUUUGUGGAACGAGUUUGCCCACGCAAUGUCGGAUGAUUUCAUCUACCGGGGAAUGGAACCUGAGCUUGCUGUGGCACAUGCGUACUUUGAUGUGCUGGAUCGAAUGGCAGUUCUGGGCAGAGAUUUACGAGAGACCGUUACUCCUCCCUAUGAGACUCUCAAUUCCGGACAAAAGACUGCUGCAGACGCAAUUAUUGAUGCACUAAGCAGACCAAGGAAUCGGUGCAUAUUCAUAGACGGACCCGGAGGGAGUGGGAAGACCUAUUUAUACAACACUGUGUACAACAUUGCAGUUGGACGGCGACGUCAAGUUGUUUGCGUUGCUUGGACAGGGAUAGCUGCCAACCUUCUGCCAGGAGGGCGAACAGUCAAUUCUGUCUUCAAGCUUAACAUUGCUGAUGGUAAUCGAACAUCCACCAUGAAGCGCGAACAAAAGGAAGCUAGAGAGCUGUAUUCAACGGACAUGAUAAUUUGGGACGAAAUUUCCAUGACGCCAAAAGUUGCAUUGGAAGCAGUCGACACCCUCCUGAAGGACAUCAUGCAAAAUAGUGAGCCGUUUGGUGGAAAGAUUAUGAUUAUUGGUGGAGAUUUCCGUCAAGUCUUGCCAGUAGUCGAGCAUGGUCAAAGGGAAGACUUUGUUGAUGCUUGCGUUCAUAAGUCUGCUCUUUGGUCGCUGUUUGCAAUUCACCACCUGACCGUCAAUAUGAGAGCAAGAGAUGCUGGAGAUGACUGGCAUGAACGUCUUCUUGGAAUAGGUAACGGAGACUGCAACGAUGUCAAUGAUUGUGUGCUGAUGCCUGAAGAGAUGAUGUGCUCUUCUGACAUAGUUACAGAGAUAUUCGGAGCCACCCUCGACCCGGAAAGGACGUCUGAGUUGUGCGAGCGUGCCAUUCUUGCGCCAAAGAAUGUCCACGUACAGCGCCUAAACGACAUAGCCCUUGAUCGUCUGCGUGUGGAAAGAUCAGAGGACGAAAAAACGUACAAGAGUAUCGAUGAAGCAAUUUACACUGAAGGACAGUAUAAUCAACUUUUCCAGCAGGAAUAUAUAAAUUCCCUGACACCGACAGGAAUGCCGCCACAUGAGCUGCAUCUCAAGAAGGGGACAAUUGUGAUGCUGCUGAGGAACCUCGAUGUAACCAAUGGCCUCUGUAAUGGAACCCGGUUGAGAGUUGAAACAUUAGGACGUUUCACACUUGGUUGCACGUUUAUCUGCGGAGACAGAACAGGCCGACUCGCCAUCAUUCCGAGAAUCGACAACUAUUGGGAAAAGCGAGUUCCUUUUCGACUUCGCAGAAGACAAUUCCCUGUGCGAAUAGCUUUUGCAAUGACAAUUAAUAAAGCACAAGGACAGUCUUUCGACAAAGUAGGCGUAUAUCUCCCACAGGAUGUCUUUUCUCACGGACAACUAUACGUUGCCCUUUCACGCGCAAGGACUCCAAGUGGAAUAAGGGUCAACUCAUCUACAAAUGCGAUCAAAAACAUCGUAUAUCCCGAAGCUUUGCUGUGA